Molecule: messenger RNA, 1704 nt
Organism: Procambarus clarkii (red swamp crayfish)
Lineage: Eukaryota; Metazoa; Arthropoda; Malacostraca; Decapoda; Cambaridae
Source: RefSeq, a predicted model, not a curated record
AUGCAUCUUCUUCAAAUAUACAGCUCUCAACACCCAGCACAAACCAUCCGUAAACGUUCAGCCCUGACACUUGUGAGCCGCUGCGAUGAUCUCUCACUGUCUUGCCCGGAGCCUCAGCUCUCACGCAAGGGAGCUGAGGCUCCGGGCAAGGGAGCCGAGGCUCCGGGCAAGGGAGCGGGGAGGCUCCGGGCAAGGGAGCGGGGAGGCUCCGGGCAAGGAAGCCGAGGCUCCGGGCAAGGGAGCGGGGAGGCUCCGGGCAAGGAAGCCGAGGCUCCGGGCAAGGGAGCGGGGAGGCUCCGGGCAAGGGAGCGGGGAGGCUCCGGGCAAGGGAGCCGAGGCUCCGGGCAAGGGAGCAGAGGCUCCGGGCAAGGGAGCCGAGGCUCCGGGCAAGGGAGCCGAGGCUCCGGGCAAGGGAGCCGAGGCUCCGGGCAAGGGAGCCGAGGUUCCGGGCAAGGGAGCCGAGGCUCCGGGCAAGGGAGCGGGGAGGCUCCGGGCAAGGGAGCCGAGGCUCCGGGCAAGGGAGCCGAGUCUUCGGGCAAGGGAGCCGAGGCUCCGGGCAAGGGAGCCGAGGCUCCGGGCAAGGGAGCCGAGUCUUCGGGCAAGGGAGCCGAGUCUUCGGGCAAGGGAGCCGAGGCUCCGGGCAAGGGAGCCGAGUCUUCGGGCAAGGGAGCCGAGGCUCCGGGCAAGGGAGCCGAGUCUUCGGGCAAAGGAGCCGAGGCUCCGGGCAAGGGAGCCGAGGCUCCGGGCAAGGGAGCCGAGGCUCCGGGCAAGGGAGCCAAGUCUCCGGGCAAGGGAGCCGAGGCUCCGGGCAAGGGAGCCGAGGCUCCGGGCAAGGGAGCCGAGUCUUCGGGCAAGGGAGCCGAGGCUCCGGGCAAGGGAGCCGAGGCUCCGGGCAAGGGAGCCGAGGCUCCGGGGAGCGGGGAGGCUCCGGGCAAGGGAGCCGAGGCUCCGGGCAAGGGAGCCGAGUCUUCGGGCAAGGGAGCCGAGGCUCCGGGCAAGGGAGCCGAGUCUUCGGGCAAGGGAGCCGAGGCUCCGGGCAAGGGAGCCGAGUCUUCGGGCAAAGGAGCCGAGGCUCCGGGCAAGGGAGCCGAGGCUCCGGGCAAGGGAGCCGAGGCUCCGGGCAAGGGAGCCAAGUCUCCGGGCAAGGGAGCCAAGUCUCCGGGCAAGGGAGCCGAGGCUCCGGGCAAGGGAGCCGAGUCUUCGGGCAAGGGAGCCGAGGCUCCGGGCAAGGGAGCCGAGGCUCCGGGCAAGGGAGCCGAGGCUCCGGGCAAGGGAGCCGAGGCUCCGGGCAAGGGAGCCGAGGCUCCGGGCAAGGGAGCGGGGAGGCUCCGGGCAAGGGAGCGGGGAGGCUCCGGGCAAGGGAGCGGGGAGGCUCCGGGCAAGGCAGCCGAGGCUCCGGGCAAGGGAGCCGAGGCUCCGGGCAAGGGAGCCGAGGCUCCGGCACGUAUUACAGUACGUAUUACUGCACGUAUUACAGUACGUAUUACUGCACGUAUUACAGCACGUAUUACAGUACGUAUUACUGCACGUAUUACAGCACGUAUUACUGUACGUAAUACUGCACGUAUUACAGCACGUAUUACUGUACGUAAUACUGCACGUAUUACAGCACGUAUUACUGAAAACCGUAAGAAACAAGUCAAAGAAAAGUCUGCACGAGACAUGAUGGAUUACUUUACCCAGAAGUGUCAGGAGGCAGACUAG